Molecule: messenger RNA, 4030 nt
Organism: Patiria miniata (bat star)
Lineage: Eukaryota; Metazoa; Echinodermata; Asteroidea; Valvatida; Asterinidae
Exons: 8
Coding region: 164-3901 (1245 amino acids)
Source: RefSeq, a predicted model, not a curated record
AUCACUAAAAAUUAGAUUUUAUGCAAAAAGGUCAAAAGAGGGCGCUAUCCAAAUCUACCGGUGGGAGCGGCAACUUUGAGCGUGCACGUCGUCUGCCAUUCGGACCACGUGAAAAAAAGUGUAAUUAAUUAAUUUUGCAAUUUGACUGGACAUUUCACGAAAUAUGGACGGAAGUAGUGAAAGCGAAACUGUGGUUGACGAGUCUGUGGAACUGUGCGACUCACCGUCUGUCCUGACCGGACUAUUCCAAAUCCGCCGUGCAUCAUCACAAACUCAGCCAAAUGUGGAGCCAGUUUGUCAAGUGCUCGAACACAAAAGUGGAGGAUUGUCAACCUCGCCUGACUUCUCUUUCAAAUUCAAUGAAGACAAAUCUUCUGAAGCACCGAGUCAGAAAGAUGGUGCUUCAGUUGACAAUUCAUCUCAGCAAAGUGAAAAGUCCCAGUCCAUUUUCACACAAAGGAUACCAGUCAAGCGUAAGUCCCCCAUUGUCACACUGUGCUCCCCUGUGUUUGCUCGAGCUCCCUCGUUAAAGUUACCAAGGAUAAUCGAUGACACAUCCAGCAGCACAGACACACAUCUCAGUGAGAGUCCUAGCUUUCAAGGUGAUCAUGAUCAAGUUGCAUAUGAGUCACCAUCUCGUGGACUCCUUCCAAAUCAACAGUCCAGCAUCACCACCUUCCCAUCUGAGCAAGAAAUCACUCCAGAGCCUAAACAUCUUCAUCUUGCUGAGUUGAAGCAAAGUCAGGCCACACCUUUACAUCUCUCACCAGCCACACAUGAGAGUCCAAAUCUAAAUCAAGAAACUCAUCAACUGGAAGUUCUUGAAUCUGCUCCUAGACAGAACAGCAGCAGCCUUAAAGAAGCUACUUAUCCUUCUGUUCCAACCUCAAGUCAAAGACAGUUAGCACCAACACCCAUGACCACUGGUACCACUUUCAACAGUUCUUUGCCAGACCCAACCUAUCAUAGUUCUGAAUUUAAAACUGUGUCCAGUAAUUCAAGUUCUGGACUUGGUUCAGCUACUCUGCCAUAUUGUGAGGAGAAUCGUGAGGUUGGAGCCUCACAGAGAAGUGACGAUGAUGCUUCUCUCGUUGAGAUGGAGAGGAUGCAACAAAAGAUAAGAGAAAAGAUGAGCAGCAAAGAUGAAGAUGUAAAAUAUGCUGACAAAAUCAGGAGGAGUCUUCAAGACAUGCAGGCCAGACUUCGUCACCUGAGUUCAAAACAACGGGAACAUCGCCAACAACUCGGCAUCCAGCUCAAGCAGCAAGCUGCAACACCUGGCAGUCAACAGCAGCAGCAAGAGGCAAGAAUGCAGCUGCAGAACAUGACAAGAAGACAGCAGCAACUGCUGAAGCUGCUGCAGUCACACAAGGAGCUCGCUGCUUCUCUCCAACAGAUGCAAGGCACAGAACACCCUCCCCUGGCACAAAGUAUAUCUUCUGGAAAGUCUAACACAACCAAAAAUAGCAACCUUCAAGAAGGCAAGCCAGCUAGAAUCGCACAGACAUAUUCAGGUGAUGAUCCAUCAAAGAAGUCUUCUCUUCCUGGUCAAGAAGCCAUACUGAUGCAAAAAGAGAAAGAAGUGAUGUCGCCAAGUUCCAACCUACUAUCUACUCAAGUUUCCAAGACCCAGACUCUAAGCAAACCAACUCCUGAGAUCACCUCUACCAGGACAUUCAAGCCACCAUUCAAAGCCCAUCCUACCAAAAGACCUCAUCAACUGAAAUCUCCAAGUUCUGUCUUGGCAGACAGUUCCUCAAACUCUACGCCAAAACCAGGAAAAGAUGAGGUAAAGUCAACCUCUGCUUCCGUUCCAGACAAAAGCAUGUCCAUUCCUAACUCUCUUGUCAGAGAUACAUCAGUUUUUAUCACAAACGACAACAGGAGAAGCCCUUCCAAGAGUCCUCCAUAUUCACCACUUUCAGGCAUGAGCAACGAUGAAUAUCUUUCAGAAACAACAGGUUUACUUGUGAAAGAAGGCACUAGUGAUGGCCCAAGAGGCAAGAACCAGAAUGAGCAACCUUCUCAAAGAGAAGCUUCUCUCCGAACAGAAGGCUUCUCAAUUGACAGCCUAGAGCAGGAUGCUACAACGACCACAUUAGAUCUUGCUGCAGUGUUACACAACAACCUUCCAGACAAAAGAAGAGCCACAACAAUGACUUCCAAUGUCUCAGCAAUAAACCAACCCCCUGUCCCUCUUUCCUCGGAUCCAGUUUCUAAAAUACCUCGAGGAGCAACACCAGCAAGUUCUCUCCAAACAGAUAGCAUCUCCGUUGACUGCAUGGCCCAGCAGAGUGCAACAAGCCAAAGAACUGAAACAGCAUCAGCUCAUCCUGAAAAGUUUCUGUGCUCUGCCAAUCUUCCAGCACAAACUAAAAGCAUCAAAGAAACAACUCCCCUUGUCUCACCAACCAAAGCACCUCUCGCUAUUUCCUCAAAUCCAGUUUCUGAAUUUCCUCAAACCACAGAGACGAUUCCAGAUAAUACCCAAACACUUGUGAACCAACUGACUUCAAUACAAAACAAGGAUCUCAAUUCAUGUCGGGGCACAGAUACUUCAGGAUCCACCUCAGCUUCAAGUCAGCCAAGAAAAGUUGUCGUUUAUAAAAUCAACGCCAGUAGCCUGAAUGACCCUGGAACAAUGUUUUCAUCAAAGAGCACCUUGGAUACGGUAGUAAGCAGUGUGUCAACGGCAGCGACAGUUCCUACAACGUUUCAUGUUGAAAAUGUGGGAAGCACCACAUUGCUUAGGAGUAACUCCAUUCCUACUAAGAAUCAAAGACAACAACGUCAAGAUCAAAGUUUGUCUUCAUCAAACAACAGUUCAGCUUUGACACAAUCCCAGACACCAGCAACAAGCAGUUUUAGCAUUCCUUCAAGUACCUGUAGUGUCUCUGUUCCUAGAGCAAUUGUGUCUACAACUUUGUUCACCACAUCUCCACACUCCAAAAUAUCAACAAAAACUGGAAGAGAAACUAUUAACAACACUGGAACCAAAUCACAGACAUCUAGCAACCUCCAAGGAACACCUGAAACACAUAAGAAAGCUGCAAGUAGCAAAGCAAAAACAACUGUAGGAGAUUUAUCGAGCCAGAACCAGAGACCAUCGAGUCAUCACAACCCCAAAUCCUUCAGUGAUGAAGACGACAUUCCCUCCUUGCAGAAUUUACUUCAAAAGGGACUCAUCAACUCAGGAGAAAAUGUUCUGUCCAUAAAAUUAAAAAGGGGAACAGUGAAUGGCUCACUAAACUCUGAUGGAACAGUCUGCCCAACCACUCCAUUGAAGAACGCUACUUCUGGAUCGAUAUCCUUGUGUCAUAUGGUGUCACUGGUGAAACGCAAAUCACUCAAUUGGAUCCAACAAAACCCAAGCAUUUGGAAGUCUGUCCUCUACAAAGGCAAACCGCUGGACAAAGUGCACACUGAUUACAAAGCUCUAAUUGCAAGAGACCUUCAGUUGCAAAGUCAAGCAAAUGCUGGAAAAAAAGCAACGCAGGCAAAAGCCGCCACAACCAAGACCAACACCCUGUCAAGUAUCCAAGAAUCACCUCCUUCAAGAAGCAACUCUGGCUCCGCCCACCCCACUCCACCAAGUCAGCGACACGCCCCUGCCUCAACGAGUCAAGAUCUUUCCACAGGAACCUCAUCCAGGGGUACUGCUAUUACAUCAAGGGGUCAUGACCUUGUGACCCUAGGUCACCGUAUCACAACAUCAACAGCUCAAGAUGUCAACUCUUCGGUCAACGUAGGACUCGUGUCGUCGAUGAAAAAGAUUCUCCUCAUCUCAGAUGAUGAGCUGGUGCCAGCAUCUUGGGGCAUCUCAUCAAAUUUCCGGAGUACAGACUUCCAGAAUGCUGCUAUAGCUCCAGAGUGGAUUGAUGAGAUGGAUGUUUGGCCUUGAGUUGGUGACAGAGGGCCAGGAAGGGUAAUAUUGGGAAAUAAAAUGGAGUAAAAAAUAGAUUGGGAUUUUUUUUUUUUUUUGAAUAAUAACGCCACUCAAAAUCCAAAGAAAGUAUGCUCAAAACCUAAC